AUGGCGACUGACAAGAUUACCUUUCUCACCAACUGGCACGCCACUGCCUACCACGCCCCGCUGUACUUGGCCCAAGCUAAGGGAUACUUCAAGGAGGAGGGCGUCAAGGUUGCUCUGCUGGAGCCCAACGACCCCAGCGAUGUCACCGAGAUCAUCGGCACCGGCAAGGUUGAUCUUGGCUUCAAGGCCAUGAUUCACACUCUGGCUGCCAAGGCUCGCGACUUUCCAGUCCUGUCCAUCGGUUCUCUCCUGGACGAGCCCUUCACCGGCGUCGUCUACCUGAAGGACUCUGGCAUCACCACGGACUUCCGCUCCCUCAAGGGCAAGCGCAUCGGCUACGUCGGCGAGUUCGGCAAAAUCCAGAUCGACGAGCUGACCUCGCACUACGGCCUGACCCCCGAGGACUACACGGCCGUCCGCUGCGGCAUGAAUGUGUCCAAGGCCAUCAUCCGGGGCGACAUUGACGCCGGCAUCGGCCUCGAGAACGUCCAGAUGGUCGAGCUCGAGGAGUGGCUCGCCGCGCAGAACCGUCCUCGCACCGACGUCCAGAUGCUCCGCAUCGACGAGCUCGCCGAGCUGGGCUGCUGCUGCUUCUGCUCCAUCCUGUACAUUGGCAACGAGGCCUUUAUCGAGAAGAACCCGGACAAGGUCCGCGCCUUUCUUCGCGCCACGAAGCGUGCCACCGACUACGUCCUGGCCCAUCCCGCCCAGGCCUGGGAGGAGUACAUUGACUUCAAGCCCGUCCUGGCCACGGCGCUGGACCGCAAGAUCUUUGAGCGCAGCUAUGCCUACUUCUCCCGGGACAUGAAGAAUGUGGCCCGUGACUGGACCAAGGUCACCCGCUACGGUCAGCGUCUCGGCGUCCUGAGCGAGGGCUUCAAGCCCAACUACACCAAUGAGUUCCUGGAAUGGGCUCUGAAUGAGGAGUCUGCCGACCCCACGGGUGACCAGAAGCGCAUGGUGGCUCUGCAGGAGAAGGUGGCCACCUGUGGUGGUUUCUGCCGCCUCGAGCCCGCCGUCAAGGCUGCUUAA
This is a messenger RNA of Emericellopsis atlantica, 1032 nucleotides long. Its product is annotated as NMT1/THI5 like-domain-containing protein. Bases 1 to 1032 code for a protein of 343 amino acids. Gene Ontology annotation, biological process: thiamine biosynthetic process. NCBI's taxonomy places the organism in Eukaryota, Fungi, Ascomycota, Sordariomycetes, Hypocreales, Bionectriaceae. The transcript is spliced from 4 exons. The record is from RefSeq and is a predicted model, not a curated record.